CUCGUCUUCAGGGUCAGUGAGUCAGGCAGUGGCUGGCCUCGGCACAGCCAUGAACACCACAGUGACCACACCCAGCUCGUCUGCGUGCAAUGCACUCACGAGCACAAGACUACGCAUCCCCUCUCACGACAUGUAAACAUCAUCACAUACAGCGAAAAAUCGCCUCCAGGCUCAGCCUGUCUUUGUUCUGUCACAUUGAUGCAGCAUUGCAUCUGUGAGAAAGUGCUCAUACGUCUACGCCCUACCUACCCGUCCAUCCAUCCAUCGCGAAACACAGUACGAAACAAGCACUAGUCAGCAUGGCUCCCGCUCUCACUGACUGGCUCACGACACCACCCCACACCCAGCUACGUCAAAACGCGACACGCGUACAAUCAAUAUGAAACGCAACAGAACACAGCACCACACAACACGCGUCACAUACAUGACACGGAUAUGGAUGUGAUAAAGAGCACCCAUCCCAUCUGUACGUGCGUGACCCACAACGCGCCCGGCCCACGCGAUGAAGAGCGGUAGACAUUCCGCGUCAUCAAACACACACACACACAUCGCAUACAUGCAUCACACCAUCAAACACAGCACACUUUCUGUCUUGCUCACCCAGCCGCCCAGCCAACCAAGGAGCCACCCUUCAUGUGGCAGAGAAGCCCGACGAGUAGGAAGGCGGCCUCUGCGCCGCCGAAUGCUCGUCCUCGUCGUCGUAUGGAGGCGGCGCCGCCCCGUUCACGGCAGGCCGUCGACUGCGCGUCUUGGGCACGAUCGAUGCCAGCGACUGGGGUGUGCUGGCCGUGGUGGUGUUGGUGGAUGAGAGUGACCUGAGUGACGGCGGGGGUCUCCUCGGGGGAGGGGGGCGGGUGGCAGGCGUGUUGAUCAGUGUCCGCAGAGACAAGUAGGGGGGGACCGUGCUACGCAUGUCCUGGAAACCCUGAGGAAAGGCACAACAAGGCAGGAGUCAGAGGGUUGGUGUGAGAGAGUGUGACUUGUGUGGCUAUCGUCCAAUCUGACCAGGAAGACGCUGGCAGGGUCGUCCUCAUCCGUCAAGGCCAGCAGCUCACCCUGCGAUGCAACAGACAUGAAGCGACAUGCGUGUGGUGGGUGUGGAAUGCACUUGUGUGCUCUGUGUGUGGGGUUACAUGUGCCUGCUGUCCGUCUUGUUUCCUCUUGAUGGUGCACUUGAGCCGCAGCCCCGCGCGUAGCACGACGUCUCUCUUGAGGCACUGGACCAUGUCUGGUUCGAUCACAUCCGUCAGCGACGUGCCUGAAAGGAAUGACGACAGAACGAGACGGGUCAUCCAUCUCUUUCUCGCCCCCUCUCCUGUGGUGCAUGUGUGUGACCUUCGAGCGGCCUUCUCUGCCAGAGAUUCAGCAGAGACGAGCUCUCGAGAAACAGCUCCUCCUGCAUACCAUGACACACGCACGACGUAUGAUAUGGCUGGACUGACGGUGUUUCGUUUGCACCUGUAUAUCGACUACGGCAGUGGCGUCGAGAAUGGCAUCGGCGACCCGCUGCAGGAGGCUGACGCGCUUCUCCUGCGCCUUGGCCUGACGACGGGUGUCGGUCACAUCCUGAUAAAGACGAGACGAGGAAAAAAGAGGGGUCCAUGUGCAGAAGCGCUGCUGGGUUGUGACUGACUAACCUGUAUGAAGCCACAUAUGACGUCUGAGGAGGUCUUCUUCCUACAGACAGACAGACACACACACACGCACCGUUUUGCAGGCCGAAGUCCCCUUCUGUCUGACUCACUCACCUGCCGCCGCAUCUAAACCACCGCACCUGCCCGUCAGCUCUCUCGUACUUGAUAUCCAUCUCGAAGCUCGCGCCCUGCUUGGCGCACCGCAGGAUCGCAUCCUGAAUCUUGUGCCGGUCCUCAAUGAUGACGUGCUCCGUCCAGCAGCCCGACAACACGCUCUUGGUGUCGUCGUCGAUCUGGAUGGGCACGUCGGUGAGGGCGGCUGUGUCCUGGUCUUGAGCUGGCUUGUCCACCGCAUCGGACGGGGACACAUGCGGGCGGGAGCCACGCCGGGAGGGACAGCACGCCCACAGCGAGGAAACCGCGCUCUUCAAGUAUCCAAACCUGACGACAGGGACAGCGAACAAGGACCGGAAUUCAUCUCUGCGAACGGGUGUUAGGAGCUAGCCAUGCGUACAUGAAGUGUCUCUUCUCAGCGAUGGGUGUAGUGGUGGUGGUGGAUUCGAUCGACGGCUGUUCGGAGGAGGGUUCCUGCGGCAGCUGGUCUGCCUUGAAUGACGGUGAGGGGUUGAGCAGGGAGCUGUCGGCGGGGUACGACGAGUCGGGCAGCCGGCGGCCUGUCAGGUGUUCAAUCACUUUGGUCUGAUAGCAACCUGAUGGCGCAACCAAUCAGACAGACAGGAGCAACACGUACUCCAUGUCCUUUGUCCAUCUCUGCGUCGACUGCGUACCCUUAUCUAUCGGCGCGCUCGUGUCCCACUCCCUGCCAGAACAUCCAGACACACCAGCGAUUAUCCGGCGUGUCAGCCUGGUGUGUUGUGUCGUCGUCAUGUUGUGUUGACUGACCACGCGGCGAUGCCCACAAGUUGCGAGAACGACUCGAGGAGAAGCUUCUUGCUCUCCUUCUCCUUGUGGACCUGCACGGACAAACCGAUGCAACACAUGCGCCCGUCCCGUUCGUAACGCUUGUCGAAUUCGCCGAUUUACCUGGUUUUUCUGGUAGAGGGUGGUCCUGAUUGCAAAACAGGACCAUGAGGGGAACAUGUACACAACGAAUUAGACGAAAGAUGGACAACAGGCACAAACAUGAAACAGUGAACUCGUCUCAUACCGGGUGAAGAGCUCUAUCUGCCGUGAUCCGAUGUAGAAGAGAGCAUUCACAACUGCACUCACACACACACGCAGACGACAUGCCGGUGUCUGCAUCCUCGAGAUCAUGCACCCACCCACCCACCGAUGGCUCACUUGCGUAGGGGAUGAUGCCCCUCCAGUUGCCGGGCAGCUUGCAAAGCAGCUCAAACACGGCAAACGCGCUCACGUGUGUGACGUGCAUCAGGAGCGUCAGGAAGCUGUCGCACUUGAAGGCCAUCCACCCAGCCACCACCGCACACACGGGCGUCCAGUGAGCGCUGCGGUAGACGAUGUAGUAGUCCUCCUUGGAGCUCCACACGUAGCCCCAGUCAUGAUGGUAUGUGAUUCUCCCGUCCUGACGACGAACAAACCACAAGGGCGUGUGUGCGUGUGUAGGUGUGGGCCUCCCUCCGUCGCUAUGCGGACCAUGUGUAUGAGGGCGAUUGACACGAUGAAUAUCAAAGCUAGAACGAACCGCUCGACCCGGCAGUAGGCGUCGGUGAGGCCGUCGUCCGUCAGGGCGUUCUUGUUGUGAUACCUCUUGUGGUACCAGCAGUACAAACCCACCUGCACCGCACCGCCGCGCCGCAGCCAGCCACAGGCAGAUGCAGGGGCACACACAGAAAGAGCGACGUGGGUGUAUGUAUGGGGGUAUGUAUCUUCUUCUCCUCGACGCACCAGCGGUUUAUCCAGGAGGGCGUAGAGGAACGGGAAGAGGGCGAAGGGCACAGUGAAGACCGCACGGGCAAUCACGUCAAUGCAGAGGUCAUCGCCAUGGUGCUCACUGCACACGCACACACAGAUGAUGGAAGGACUGCGGACUGUCGUGGCUUAUCUUUGCUCUGCUGUCUGUCUGCCAUGCACUGACUGACGUGAAUACUCCGACGAGUAUUGAGAGGAGGAUGGCGAGAAGUCCCAGGAAGCCGAGGGCCUUGGCGGUCUCGCGCAGGUCCUCGUACAUCAGCCGCCUGUACUGCUCCUCCAACACCUGAUGAUAACCAUAUGAGCAAACGCGACAGACGGACAUGAGCAAAUGUAACGUAACAGUCUGUUUGCACGCGAGAUCUUUGUCCUUAUCUCACCGGAUCUGAGUACUGCACUCUCAGGAAGGGCGGCCAUCGCCACUUGGAUUCACAGCCGAUGGUUUGCCACUGGUCACGGGACCAUGCAAAGAAGCUGCUGAUGGGACGGCGGGCACGCAGCAGGCCUCGUGGCGCCUCGUCCCCGAUGAUAAGCGCCUGCAUUUC
Messenger RNA from Vitrella brassicaformis, 4069 nucleotides. NCBI's taxonomy places the organism in Eukaryota, Vitrellaceae. The record is from the annotation of a GenBank genome assembly.